ACUGCUGAUCGUUGCAGACCGCUCAGACAACCCGCGUAUAACCGCACUUAUCUUACGAAAUGCCUUCAUAUGCCAUAGUAAAGUUCGAGAAUUUCAAAGGUAGAGCGUCCAAAUAUGUAUUCGUGCCGGAAUCCUGGGUGAAAUACCGCCGUCCCAUUGACAAUGUGUGUGUGAUUUAUUUGCCCGCCGACGAAGCGUCGAUAGAAGAACGCGCUAAGAACUUGGAGACACCGGCAGCCGAUUGGAAGCAGCACCUGUGUCAAGUAAAACACUUUGCAGAUAAUUACUGCGAUGCCAUGAUUGCCACCAUGCAGUACGACGCUGAGGAUCCAGUCGUCGGUACAAGCACUGAAGGUAACACUCGAAAGGAUAGGUAGAGGUGCAACCAGGGCGUUCACAUUUCGCAAUGUGUAUUCCGUCCCGUAGUGUAAUACACCGUGAUUUUAUAGUCUUUUGGAACCAAAAUGUUGUUACUUA
Messenger RNA from Manduca sexta (tobacco hornworm), 477 nucleotides. RefSeq lists its product as uncharacterized. Lineage: Eukaryota; Metazoa; Arthropoda; Insecta; Lepidoptera; Sphingidae. The record is from RefSeq and is a predicted model, not a curated record. The coding region runs from base 60 to 377 and encodes 105 amino acids. The transcript is spliced from 2 exons.